CAAACAGUAGCUGUAUGUGUUGUUUUGAUAAGCAGCCUCUGAAACAGAGCUUUGAAUGGCAUCCACAGUUCACAACAAAACAAGAGAGGAUGCGUCAGUUAAAAGGAUUAUCGGGUGUUUCCUGGGGUCAGUCAGUGCAUAAUAUACUCCCCCUUUUACGCUGGAGCGUCUCAGCCAAUGCGCAACAGCUGUUAAUCAUCUCAGAGAGGUGGAGUACUAGGAGCCCUGUAGCCCCAGAGACACAGCACUGUAUAUGCCUUGCCAGUGUGGACAGGGAGUGAGGUACAGCACUCUGGGUGGCUUUAUUGCACUGUAACUUGCAAGUGUAGGGAUUUUUUUAUUGCAGUGUUAACAUACUCUUGGUGAGCAAGAGUGGCUAGGCUAAUGUCAAGCCCCAUAGCCAUAGUCUAAGUCUGCACUGCCCACUAAGCCUGGACUUUGAUUCGGAUUUGAACUCAAGCCCCUCUUCUGUCCACAUACAAAUCAAUCUGGCUUGGGUUAGGAAGCACUCAGGACCCAAGUCCCAGCACCCUGCUAGAGGGGAGGGUCAGAGCCCAAGUCCCAGUCUGACUCAGGGCCCAAGACCUGUCAUUUUCAAUGUGGAUACAGCUGCCGCUGCAGGUCCAAUUCAGAUUUAUGGACAAAAGUCAUGUUGGAAGCCUGCUGUACAGUUUUUCUUUUCCUUUUCUGCUAUCAAGAUGCCUCAGCAGAAGUUCACAGAGAAGGACAUUAUGUUGCUGCUGUGUACGAACAUCGACCCAGACUGAGUCCUAACCCAGCAACCCUAACUGAUCGACGCUCUGCAUUAGAGUUGAUGAGCAGAAACUUAUAUAUAUAUGAAGAGCAAGUAAUAGCUGCAGCCAAACAGGGUGCACAGAUCAUUGUAUUUCCUGAAGAUGGAAUCCAUGGCUUCAACUUCACCAGAGAGAGCAUCUACCCUUAUUUGGAGUUUGUUCCAUGUCCCCAGUCUGUGAAAUGGAAUCCAUGCAGAGAGCCAGAUCUGUUCAGCGAUACAGAGGUUCUUCAGCGACUGAGCUGCAUGGCACUGAGGAGCAAAAUGUUCCUAGUGGCAAACAUAGGAGCUAAGCAGCCCUGCGAGUAUAAGGAUCCUCUCUGCCCACCUGAUGGGAGAUACCAGUUUAAUACUGAUGUGGUAUUCAACGCCAAUGGUACUCUGGUAGCCAGAUACCGCAAACAAAACCUGUAUUUUGAAUAUGCUUUCAAUAUACCUCCAGAGGUUGAUCAUGUGCUUUUUGAUACACCUUUUGCUGGCAAGUUUGGCAUGUUCACUUGCUUUGAUAUGCUCUUCUAUGAGCCUGCUGUAAGCCUGGUCAAGGAAUACAAUGUGAAGCAGGUUGUGUAUCCGACUGCAUGGAUGAACCAGCUCCCACUCCUGUCUGCUGUAGAAUUUCAACGAGCUUUUGCAACUGCUUUUAAUAUAAAUGUUUUGGCAGCUAAUAUCCACCACCCUGCACUAGGUAUGACAGGUAGUGGCAUAUACACACCAUUAAAGUCUUUCAUCUACCAUGAUAUGGAAAGUCAUGAUGGGAAGCUUAUAGUAGCAGAGAUCUCUGUGAUGACACCAGAGCAUGAAUCCCAUCUGGAGAGCAAUGCAAAACCUGGAAAGAGCAUUGAAUACCCCCACAACAAUUUUGCAAGCCUUCACAUCGAUGAUCAGGUUUGCAAUAAGAAGGAACAAGAGGCCCACUGCUGGGUAGCAGAAAAAGACAAAGAAGGAGCCCCUCUGAUAUUUUACAGGGAGAUGAUGUAUGACAAUUUCACUUUGGUUCCUGUAAGGGGAACUAAAGGGGAGCUACAGGUUUGUGCUAACACCCUCUGUUGUUAUUUAAGUUACCAGAGACCUACUAUAUCUGAUGAAUUGUAUGCUUUGGGUGUCUUUGAUGGGCUUCAUACAGUCCAUGGCACAUACUAUGUUCAGGUUUGUGCCUUAGUGAAGUGUGGUGGCCUCAGUUAUAGCACCUGUGGGCAGGAGGUCACAGAUGCCACUGCUUUGAUAGAUUUUCAGCUGGGGGGAAAUUUUAGUACUUCCUAUAUCUUUCCUUUACUGCUGAUGUCUGGUAUUAAUGUAGACUUCACUGAUCACUUGGGUUGGAAAAACAACUACUAUUUCAUGAGUAAAAGUGGACCGUCCUCUGGUUUAGUGACAGCUGCUUUGUAUGGACGAUGGUAUGAGAGAGACUCGUGCAGAUUUGACCAGAAAUCAAGCUAGGCUCCUAAAAUAGAUGGCCUUCUUUUCAGAGGUGCUGAACACCCACACCUUUUAGGACUUCAAUUAUGUAUGCUUAGAACAUGACUAUUAUUAGACUUCCAAGUUUGAAAAUAUUGACCAAAGCGCUUUAUCCAACAAAUAGGUCACAAUCCAUGGUCUGUACCUUGCUAAUAUUUCAACUACCAGCAGCAAUAAAACCACCUUAUCCCUCAGGAAAAAAGGGUCAGCGUAAAGUGUGACAAGAUGUUUUAUGUUAUGAAAAUAUAGUACUCAGUUGGACUCCAUGCUCUGUUUUUAAUCUUAAAAGGUGAUAAAGAGGCAACUGUAAGUAAUUCUUUGGGACUCCUUUAUGUGUAUCUUAAAAUCUGAAUAUUCAGUUAUAAAAUAGCUUCCUACUUAGACUUUUGCCAUUAAUAUUGAUCAUUCUACCUCUGGAUUAAAAAAAACACUGCUAUUCCUAUUUUAACUUCUGCAUAGAUUAUUGAUGAGAUCAAUCUAGAUGGAGAUGACUAAUAAAAAUAUGCCCUAAGCAUGAUGCAUACGAAGUAAACAUGGUUAUAAAAAGCAACUGCUCUAGAUUUCUUAAUGUUUGCUGAUGGAUACUGCAGCAUUUAAGUUGUAUUGGCUAUCAAAUAUAAAAAGUAAUGGCUGUCACUCAA
Caretta caretta (loggerhead turtle) is the source of this 2889-nucleotide messenger RNA. NCBI's taxonomy places the organism in Eukaryota, Metazoa, Chordata, Testudines, Cheloniidae. The record is from RefSeq and is a predicted model, not a curated record.